Gigantopelta aegis is the source of this 5260-nucleotide messenger RNA. RefSeq lists its product as uncharacterized. NCBI's taxonomy places the organism in Eukaryota, Metazoa, Mollusca, Gastropoda, Neomphalida, Peltospiridae. Bases 540 to 4895 code for a protein of 1451 amino acids. Gene Ontology annotation, biological process: protein dephosphorylation. The record is from RefSeq and is a predicted model, not a curated record. The transcript is spliced from 43 exons. Gene Ontology annotation, molecular function: ATP-dependent diacylglycerol kinase activity; protein tyrosine phosphatase activity.
CAAAAUAUUUUUAAUAUAACAUACCAUGAUUUGCAACGGGUUUUGUUGGAAUAUUUUUUAUUUUUUAUUUAUCCUCUUCCCCUAACCUUAGUUAGUACUACCGACAUGUUCCCAAUAUAGGCUGAUCGAAGCAAGUAAAGGUGAACUAAUUAAACACCAACACAUUACAAUCUGGACCCUAAUACUAUUACCUGUAUUACAAAAUGGGUAACUCGUGUGCGUGUGGGUACGGUGCGGUGACGGUUUUUGUUGUUGUUGUUUGUUUGUUUGAAUUUUUUUUUUUUUAUUAUUAUUAUUAUUAUUAUUUCUUUAUUUUUAUUUUUUUUUGGGGUGGGGGAGUUCCUAGUUCUUUAUGGUUCUUAUCCAAUGACGUCAUCCUGAAAUGACAAUGACGUCAUCAGUGUUAAAUUUGAGUUUUGGAUGUGUGUGUCUGUGUGUGUUGUUUUUUUGUUUUUUUUUACAUUUCACACUGAUAGGCCAUCGCAGAUUUCCAGAUCUUCACCUGAAGUUAUUUUGUUCGAAAUUAGGCCUAGAAAGCAAUGGCAUCGAGUCACGUCGAUCAUAGUUUCCCAGUGGUGAAAUGGAGGAAAAAUGUGACCAAUAACCAUGAACAUCUGUGGAAGAAUAUCGACAUACCGAAGGAAUGUCCAAUUCCAGAAGGCUGUUUGAAAUCGGAUCGUCUGAAGAAAUGCAUUGCCUGUAAUAUAGUAGCUCCCAGAGACCGUGAUAUUCAAUUGGUCAAUUGCAAACCUACAUUCCAGUGGAAAGAGGGAACCCGUAUGGAACACCACUGGAUGACACUUCAAACACCGAACAAAGCCAAUUGUACUGAAUGUCUGAAGUCCUGCAAACCCGGAACCGAUAAGAGUGAAGGAGUGAUUUGUUCCUGGUGCAAGGACGUCUACCACAAGAACAUGUGCUUAACGCAGGAGAAAAAAGAUGGACAGUGCUCACUCGGCGUUCUCGCCAAUGUCAUCAUUCCUCCAUCAUGGAUAAUCAAGAAUUCAUCAGGUGACGAGCCUUCUUUCUAUAUAAAACCCAUUUAUUCGUUCAGUUCAAAGCCAGUUUUAGUUUUCCUUGACCGUGGCAGUGGAAAGUAUAAAGAUUCAGAUCUAUAUGAAGGAUUUUACUGGUUUCUCAAUCCUCGACAAGUGAUCGAUAUCGAUAAUUAUACAAAGUCAGAAUUGAGCAACUGGUUAAAACUGUACCGAAAUGUGCGUAAGUUGCGGAUUCUGGUGUGUGGUGAUGAUGAUACAGUCAACUUGGUCUUCAGAUUGCUUGAGAAAAUUAACUGGAGGCCCAAUCCUCCUGUUGCUGUUCUGCCCAUGGGCAUGUGCAACAGCGUUGCUAGAACGAUGAACUGGGAUGGGGACUACAAAUGUGAAUCAGUCUCACAAAUCUUAACUGAUGUUGAAUUUGGACUUGUUGUUAAGUAUGAUAGGUGGAAGGUGGAAUCUGUUCCGAACAAGGUGAAUCCAGAAAGGAUUUUGUCCUCAGACGCCCAAAAAUCCCUUCCAGUAGAUGAAUUCAGCAACUACUUCUCUAUUGGGGCUGACGCAAGUGCUGCCUACAGAUUUCAAAAAGAGGGCAAACAAGUAUGCAGUAAAGACCGAAAGACAUUUUAUUCAACUAAAGAAGGUCGCAAUUUCUUAAAAGAAAGUGCCAAAGAACUUGCUGAACAUGUUCAGUUUGAAUAUCAAUAUAAAGAUCUAACGAACGAAUUGAAGAAAAGCCAACCACAGUGCUUAGUAUUCAGCAACACUUCAAGCUAUUUAGGUGAAGCAUUCGCCUUCGAAAAAAACCCUUCAAGUCAAGUAACACAGAACUAUGAUGAUGGCAUUAUUGAGGCUUUUGGUUUACAAUACACAUCCAAAACCUUGGGUCAGAUCAGUAAGAAGCAAGUGAUUUAUCAGCAUGGCCAGCAAAUGAAACUGACCACAAGCAAGAAGAUGCCUGUUCUUGUGGAUGGUGAACUCUGUGUUCUGGCUCCAUCGAUCAUCACAGUUUUGUUCAAAGAUCAGUACAACAUGGUGAUGAAAAGCAGUAAAACUGACAAACCCAAGACAAAGAAACAAACUAUACAACUUUGGUGUAUUAGCAGUGAUAAAGUCAAGUCCAAGGGCCUUGAUAACAUCGAUGUGCUAGUCGACGCUGAUCCACUUGACACAAUUGUUGUACCCUGUGGGACUAAACUUAGUGAAGUACGCAAGACGAUCCUUAGUCAGCCGAUUAUAGAAAAGACGUUAGGAGUCUCCCUUGAGGACCUGGUAAAGAGGGCUCCAGAAGGCUGCCGUGUCCCCUACAUCGUCAAGUAUAUAUGCUCAUUCUUGGUGAAAUCUGGUGGACUGGAACAAGAAGGAAUGUUUCGGCUUACUGGAAAGGUGGCAAAUGUUAAAAUUAUCAUGUCAUCCUUCGAUCAGCAUGGCGACAUAGAGUUUGACAAUACCUUCACGAAUAAUGAAAUAGCAAGCACACUCAAGAAAUUUCUCCGGGAAAUGCCAGUUACUGUUAUUCCACAGAAUGAAACAGAAGCUUUCAUCUCCGUUUACGAAACAAGUAACACUGAGAACAAUGCCCGUUUGGUGGAAGAGCUGAAGAAAAUGGUUGACGAUCUGCCUCAGAUGAAUUACGAUCUACUCAAGUUCAUCAUAAAAGUCCUACUGUUGUUGGUUGCACACAUAGACACGGCGCUUAUGAGCAGCGAUGCACUGGCUGUAGUGUUUGUACCAAACGUGUUAUAUGGAUUGCAAGAGCAAACACUAGACCUAACAGUGUAUGACUCCAUAGAAAUCAAGCGUUCGCUUUUUGCAAUAUUCAUUGACGAGUAUGAUAAGAUAUUCAAGUCCAAGGGCGAGGAAUCACCUGUCAUUGAAUGGAAAAGAAAUGCUGAACUUGAUAAGACCGAAGAGGACGGAGCUACAAGUUGUGAGAGGCCUGUUGACUCCUUCGAGUUACCUAAAUUUCGUCCUGUGUCGUGGUGUUUUGUUGAUUCUAUGGCUUCCGAAGGUGUCACCCCUAUUAAAACUGAAGAUGAAGAUUUGUAUUCCAUAGAAAACGUAUGUUUGAAAGAUCUUUACAUCAUGCACACAUAUGUAAACUCCAUUCCAGAGAAGCCAAGGAAUGCGAGAGCAGAGAUCGUGUUAAAUCGACCAGUUGCACCAGAUUUGUUGAAGGACUAUGCGGAUAAACCAGAGAUUAACAAUGAAUGGAAUGAACUGAACCAGUUGGAUGGUAACAAAAUAAAGAACAAAAAUCUAAACUUCAUUCCAGUUGAGCAGAGCCGAGUGAAACUGGGUGUCAACUCACACUAUAUAAAUGCCAGCUUCAUUGAUGGUGUUAAAGAAAGAGAAUAUAUUGCCACCCCAACACCACUGAUAAACAUGUUUACAGACUUCUGGAGAAUGAUAUGGAUGUAUAAGUGCAAGGUUAUAGUGAUGUUGCUAGACCAAAAGGAAAUUCCGAGGAAUGCAGAGGAAUACUGGCCACAAUCGGAAUCACAAUAUGGAGACAUAACUGUUACAAUGGUAGAGAGCACUUUUUACCAUGAUGUCCUCAUCAGAACAUUCGAAAUAAAACAGGAAGACGAAAGGCGAUUGGUUCGUCAGUAUGCUAUUUUUGAUUUGGAUAAGGAAUGUACCGUCAAACAUUUCAAAAUCAUCCACUUAGUUGAGAUUGUGAGUCGGGAGAAUCCCUCAAGUCCAAUUGUUGUCCACUGCAGUGAUGGAUGUGGUAGAACGGGCGUGUUCAUCGCACUAUCUUACCUCUAUAAGUAUAAGUCUUCUACAUAUGAUGUGUUUGGAUACGUGGUGAAGAUGAGAAAGAGCAGACUAAUAAUGGUGACCAGUUUGGAACAAUACAUCUAUAUCUACAAAACUUUGAACAUCAUAAACGAAAAUAAGAAGAUCCAUCAAAGGGAUGAUGAAGAAGCGAAUGCAGAGGACACAGUUGUCACAGAAAACAAAAGGCCAAUUGGAAUGAAUCGGUUUAAGGACCAUAUUGUGGAUCUAUACCAACGUUGUUCAGGUCAAACAUACAACAAGUUUACCAAAGAAUGGAAUGAUCUGAUGAGAGUGACUCAGAUAUAUGCUUUCUCAAAUUCUGCCACAUUGAAGUGUAACAAAACGAAGAACAGAGAUGAAUUAAUUCUUCCAUACGAGCAUAGUCGAGUGAAGCUGCUCAGUGGCGAGUCAGACUAUAUAAAUGCCAGCUUCAUUGAUGGUACCAUAAAAAAACAAUACAUAGCCACCCAAGGACCGACAAGAGGUUGGGUUAAAGACUUCUGGAUGAUGAUUUGUGAAAACAAGUGCAGUCUCAUUGUGGAUAUGGCAGAAACCAAAUUGCAUGAUGAGGUGCCGUACUGUCCGUCUAAGAUACAAGUUAGAUCAGCAAAGACAUAUGGGGACAAUAUUACUGUCACAUUUUUAGGACUAACUGAGGAAACUAAUGCAUAUAUGAACGUCAGAAAAUACAGUGUAACAUGGCCUUCUAAGAAUGGCAAAGAGGUGAGAUUUGUUGAGCAACACAGUCUAAUACCCGAUUUGAAUAUUCAUCAUCCACAAAAUCAAAAUAUCAUCAACUUCGUUGCGCGCACGCAAGCCAAGUGGGCUGGAUUUAAAUGGAGUAUGCGGGAAAAGUGUGGUCCUCUUGUUGUGCUCUGCAGCGAUGGAAGUCAUGGGACUGGAGUGUACAUCGCACUAGACUACCUCCAACAGAUGGUUAAUCAGAAUUCGAUGGACCAAACAAUUGAUGUGUUUGGCUUCAUAUUGAAGAUGAGAAAUAAUCGAACACAAAUGGUGUCGAAUCUGAAUCAGUACACGUUUAUCCACGACAUGGUGAAGAUAAUGAUCGAAAAUAAGGAAAAAGAAACAUCUUCAAGCGGCGCUUCUGGUCAUUGAAGAUGAAAAUGGCUUAUACAAUGUUAGAAUGGAUCCGUAUAUCACAUGGGUUUUUUAAUUGGGUUAAGUAGACUUGUUUGAACGUGUAACCUGCGUAUGUGCUUGUGUAUGUGUGUAUGUGUUAUUUCACUGUUUACUUUUUAAAUUAUUUUUGUUGUUAAAAUGUAAUACAUUUACCACUUGUAAACUUAGGUAUGAUUUAAUAUGUAUUUAUAUGUAACUGGUUAUAUCAAUGUAAGAUACAACAAAGAUUAUGUAUACAAUCAUAAAAACGUUUAUUGUCUUGUUUACAAAGUUUUAGAAAGUGUUUGUUUUUUGUUGGGUUUUUUUGUUGGUUUAUUAAUAUUUUUUUUUUUUUUUUUUUU